Ceutorhynchus assimilis (cabbage seed weevil) is the source of this 1717-nucleotide messenger RNA. Lineage: Eukaryota; Metazoa; Arthropoda; Insecta; Coleoptera; Curculionidae. The record is from the annotation of a GenBank genome assembly.
UAGAGAGAGAAUUUCUAUAUUAACAAAAAAAUCGGUAAAUGUAAAAAAAUUGUUGAAGUUAUUUAUUCAUAAAAAUGGGUGUCAAAAAAGAAAAUAAUGAUGAAAAUAAUUUCACUUUGGAAGCACCAGAUGGAGGCUGGGGAUACAUGAUUGUUUUAGCUACAGUUAUAAUUUAUGGCGCAACUAUUAUUCCUAUGACAUCAUUUGGACUAGUUUUUGGAAAUUUUCUACAAUCAAUUGGAGAUGAAACCACAGGAACCACUUUGACUAAUGGCAUUUUUAAUACCGUUAAUUCUUUCACAGGUCUUCUUGCCAAUGGAUUACUGAACAAAUUCUCCUACAGAAUGGUUGGAUUUGUAGGUGCUAUUAUAUUCACUUUGGGAGCCGUGGGACUGAUAUUUGCCCAGAACUUGUAUCAAAUGAUUAUAUUUUUUGGUGUAGUACAAGGUAUCGGAUUUGGUUUGCUGAUGCCUGCCUCCCUAUCCGCUUUCAAUUUAUACUUCAACCAAAAAAUGGCCGUAAUGAUGAGCGUUUGCCAAGCCUUCAUGGUAUUGCUGAGCAUGACAUUCCCACAGGUUGCAGCGUUCAGCAUGAAUCUUUUAGGAUUCAGAGGUACUCUAAUGGCACUGGCGGCAUUGAGCGCCCUCUGUUUUCCAGCUGUUGCUGCAUUGCAACCAGUAGAACGUCAUCUGAGGAAGGUUUUUAUGCAAGAGCCAAUAAACUGUACUGUAAUUCCAGUUGAAAUGACUGUUGUUCCCGAAGAAACCCUAUCAACUGAACAAACGAAAUCUCCACAAGAAGAACCUCUAAUGCGCCAUCAUUUAGGAGCAAGUCAAAGAAGUUUACAUUCGGGAAUCUAUAAUGUACGAUCUAGAAAAUCUAUAGUCUCACUAGGCGAUCGUUUUGCCUCAGUUACCACCAUUAAUGAAAUUAAAGAUGAAGAUUUUGAUGGAGGAAAGAAAAAGGCGGCAAUUGAAGAAGACAAUUUGUCAUUUUGGCAAUCCUUCAUAAAAUCCAUGGACAUGUCUCUACUCAAAGAUCCCAAAUACCUUAACAUAAGUAUAGGGCUGGCCCUGUGCUUCACAAGCGACAUGGCGUUUAUAUCAAUCAUUCCUCUGAUGCUCGGUAAUAUUGGAUUUACAGCGGCGCAAAUAGCAACAGUAAUGUCGGUAUUUUUCGGAUGUGAUUUGGUAUCCAGAAUAUUACUGACCCUGGUAUCGAGUUUUGCCAAAUUUAAAAGUAGAUAUUUGGUGUUGUGUACUUCGGUAUUGAUUGUUGCUGCUAGAAUUGCUCUCGUUGCUAACGAUACCUACAUGUGGAAACUAGUAACGUUGGGAACUUUAGGAUUUUUGAGGUGUUUCAUCCAGACACCUUUGCCACUUGUAAUAUCGGAAGAAUACCAAGACAAAUUUUCUACAGCCUAUUCGUUAUUUAUGGCUGUUAACGGUGUUGUCAGUUUAAUUUGUGCACCAUUGAUGAGUUUUGUAAAAUCACUAACUCAAAGUGACGAUAUGGUAUGUCACGUUUUGACCUCAGCAUACGUUAUUUGCGUCAUGGCUUGGUGUGUUGAGAUGGUGAUGUUUAAUCGAAAAAAGACACAAGACAAAAUAAUAAAUUAGAUAAUCAGUUUUAUGAUUUAUAUUUCAGAAAGGUGGGAAUAAGGAGUUAUGUAUUGGAAAAAUGUGAUUUGAUGAAUAAAAAGACAUUGACAAUCUUA